AUGCUCCGUUUGAUGAUGAUUUCUGGUGUGAUCCUUAGGAGAGUCAGAUCUGUGUGAGCAGGUACACAAGCUGCAGUGAAGCACUCAGCCUAUUGGGAUCAAGGGUACUUUCAAAUGUCACUUUUGCAAAUGAUCUUCUAGAAAUGGCAGGGGCAAUCAUAGAGAACAUGAGCACUAAGAAAUUGGUUUUCUUGGGUUUUUUUAUUUUUGUUCUCCAAGUUAUUUCCAUCAUGAUUGGAGCCUUAAUCGCUCCCAGUCCCACCAGCGCCAUCCGCUACUUGGCCACCAAAUGUAUAAAUCGCCACAGGGCACGUGGCUGGCUCGUGCCGUGGGGAUCAAAUCGGUGCCAGCAGGUCCACAGUUUUGACGAGCCUUUGGCAAAAACGCUGGAUGCCAACGACAUUGUUUUUGCUGUACAUGUACCUCUUCCCAACAUGGAGAUGAGCCCCUGGUUUCAGUAUAUGCUGGCUGUUCUACAGUUAGACAUUGCCUUCAAAAUGAUCAAUCAGAUUGAAGAAGACGUUAUCAUCACUAUUGAUGCUGGCAUCGCAUACAGGGAUGAUUUGAUGUCUGAGUGGACCACAAAGUUUCACUCAGUGGAACAUAGGCCACUCAGGUGCAUAAUUGGAGUCCCUAAGACAUAUGAAAAUGAAGGACACUUUUAUCACUGUGACCCCAUACCAUUCAUGGAACUGGGUACUGUUGCCCACAAAUAUUUUUUAAUUAACCUGCGCUUGCCAGUGAAUGACACAGUGAAUGUUGGCAUUGGAGAAAUAAAGGACAUCCAUUUAGUGGGCAUCCACCAGAAUGGAGGCUUUACUAAAGUGUGGCUCAGCAUCAAGACUGUGUUCAGUCCCUGGAUAUUUGUGGCGACAGCUUGGUACUGGAACAGAAUCAGCCUGAUGGCGAGACCUCCAGUCCUUUUGGAAAAGGUGAUUUUUGCUCUGGGUAUCUCUAUGACAUUCCUGAAUGUACCAGUGGAGUGGCUCUCCCUGGGCUUUGAGUGGACAUGGAUGCUGCUGUUUGAGGACAUCCGACAGGGCAUCUUCUACUCCACACUCUUCUCUUUCUGGAUCAUCUUCUGUGGUGAACACCUCAUGGACCAAAGUCAGAGGAAUCGUCUCUCGGCGUACUGGUGGCAGUUUGGGCUCGUGGUGUUCGGCUCAUCGAUUCUCCUCAUAUUUGACCUGAGUGAACGGGGGGUUCAUUUGACCAACCCUUUCUACAGUGUGUGGGCAUCAGAAAUUGGGACAAAGGUUUCAAUUACCUUCAUUAUUGUAGCAGGGAUCUCUGUUUGUCUGUAUUUCCUUUCCCUGUGUUGCAUGGUGUGUUGUGUAUUCAGGAACAUUGGUGGGAAAAUACAGCAGCUUCCUGCAAUGCCAGAGGCUAGGAGACUGCGCUAUAAGGGUAUAAUCUUCAGGUUCAAGUUUUUGAUGCUGGUAUCUCUAGCAUGUGCAGCCAUGACUGUCAUCUUCUUCAUCCUAAAUCAAGUCAGUGAAGGUCACUGGCACUGGGGAAACUACACUCUCCAGGUCCACAGUGCCUUUCUCACAGGGAUCUACGGCAUGUGGAAUCUCUAUGUUUUCACCAUUAUCUUCCUCUAUGCACCCUCCCACAAGCACAACAGAAACAAGUCAGAAGACAGUCAACAUACAGAUAUAAUGGAGAAGCCAGAAAGCCAAGAGACGCAGCUAACAUGCGGAGAGCAGGGGCCAACAAAGACCUACAGGAUCACUGGGAAGGUGGCUGAGGAAUAA
This is a messenger RNA of Xiphias gladius (swordfish), 1757 nucleotides long. RefSeq names its product protein wntless homolog. Bases 144 to 1757 code for a protein of 537 amino acids. The transcript is spliced from 12 exons. Gene Ontology annotation, biological process: intracellular protein transport; Wnt signaling pathway; Wnt protein secretion. Gene Ontology annotation, molecular function: Wnt-protein binding. NCBI's taxonomy places the organism in Eukaryota, Metazoa, Chordata, Actinopteri, Istiophoriformes, Xiphiidae. The record is from RefSeq and is a predicted model, not a curated record. Gene Ontology annotation, cellular component: organelle membrane; endomembrane system.